Morchella importuna is the source of this 1107-nucleotide messenger RNA. RefSeq lists its product as uncharacterized. The transcript is spliced from 5 exons. Lineage: Eukaryota; Fungi; Ascomycota; Pezizomycetes; Pezizales; Morchellaceae. The coding region runs from base 1 to 1107 and encodes 368 amino acids. The record is from RefSeq and is a predicted model, not a curated record.
AUGGUUGGCACCAGUUCCAUUGGGGACGAGAAGUCCAUUAGGAAACGGUUUACAGCCUCUAUCAAGCGAGUCAUGAGUCUCAACAAGUCCGGGAGACCACCAGUUGCCGCAAAGGAGACACCUCCUAUCAGCCCAACCGUUGCCCCCAGCAGCGCUGCUGCUACCACUCCUGCUGCUGCUGCUGCUGCUCCUGCUGCUACUACUCCUGCUGCUACUACUACUACGGCUACACCUCCAGCAGCACCUGCAAUUCGGGGUACUGCUCCCACCACAGUCCAGCCGAAGCCGAAGCCGAAGUCUAGACAGGCACCGAAGAGCUCUCAACCAGCACCCCGUCAAUUGACCACUAAGGAGCGUGCUCAGGAAUUGUUCAAGAAACACGGGUUAGAGAUCAAUGUUGAUUGGCCUUUGUCUAAUGCGCCCCCCGGAGAGCGCGUCCAGAAGGACAUUCGUAUGAGAGUUCACCGUAGCUGUCAUAAGUGCGGUACUACUUACACUGGUGCUGAUAAGGUCUGCUGUUCAUGCGGCCAUAAGAGAUGCACCAAAUGCCCGCGGAACCCUGUCAAGAAACCCAAGGAUAAGGGCAAGGGCAAGGAAAAGAUUGGUGACAAAAUCACUCGCAAGAAGAAGAAGGAUUACAUUUCAGGCCUCACGCUUCCAAGCCGUACUGGUGGACAAGAUCUCGUCCGCAAAGCACCACGGCAAAGAAUCCAUCGCACCUGUCACAGGUGCCAGACUGAUUUCGCUGGGGAGAAAGUUUGCAAAAAAUGCAACCACAACCGUUGCAAGAAGUGUCCUCGUGAACCAUUCAAGAAGAACAAGCCACCUGGAUACUACGACGGGUGUGACCCUAGUGAUAGCGAACGGGACGAGCCACUUCCAGGUCGCCCGAAACUCGUUUACAAGAAGCCCCGCCGCCGUGUGCACUGGACCUGUACCAAGUGCAAUUCGACCUUCAGUACUGGAGCUAAGAUCUGCGAAGGUUGUGGUAGUCAAAAGAAAGACACAGGCGUCCGCGAUCCUCCCAAGAAGUCUAAAUAUAAACCUUCUGCUGAGGACCUUGAGCGGCUUGAACAACGCCUCAAGCAGGCAACUCUUUCCGACUGA